CUGGAAGGGUGGGGGCUGGGGGGAGACUGGGAUUCCCCAAAUCCUUUCGGGACUCCCCAAAAUCCCCCAAAUCCCCCCCAGGUCGCUCUGCUGGAUCUGAAUUUCCUGCCCACCUCCGGCUCGGCCAUGACCAAGCAGCAGCUGCUGCUGGCCCGUGAGUGCCCAAAAACGGCCCAAAAUCACCCCAAAAAUGGCCCAAAAUCACCCCCAAAAACGGCCCAAAAUCUUUUGUCCCAUUUUUUUGUGUUUCGCCCCAUUUUUGGGAUGUUUUGUUUCAUUUUGAGAUGUUUUAUCCCAAUUUUGGGGGUUUUAUCCCGUUUUUGUCCCCAGUACCUGAUGGAGGGCAGCUACAACAAAGUGUUCCUGGCUAAGGGCAACAUCCCAGCAGAGAGCUACACCUUCUUCAUCGACAUCCUGCUGGACACCAUCAGGUCUGGGAGCUGAAAAUCAGCCCAAAAUUAUCCUAAAAUUGCCUUUCUCUCGUCCCCCAAAUCUUCUACCUUUCUUGCCCUCUCCCAGCGGGGCUGGGUGCUGGGCCCCUCCAACCACUACAGCUUCGGGGGGCGGCAGCAGAAGGCCGAGGACCCCCCGACCCCCUCGACGGAGCUGGCCACGCAGGUGAUCGAGUACGCCCGGCAGCUGGAGAUGAUCGUCUGACCCCAACCCAAAUUCCCCCUUGCUCACCUCCCCCCACCUUUUCCCCACCUUUCUCCGGGUUUCUCAGCCUUUCAAGUGGUUUUUUUUCCGGUGAGGGUUGAACAGUUCAAAGGGGGUUGGGGCCUCCUCUCCCGCACCAAGAUCCCGUUUAAUUUCCUUGUUUCGUUUAUUCUGCGGUUUUGGGGGUUGGUUUAAGGGGUUUAAGUGUUUUUUUGGGGGUAGUUAUGUAUUUAAAAUUAGUUUUGGGAGGUCUGAAACCGCCAAAAUCCUCGUUUAUUCCCAUUUUCCUUCUGUUGUGUUUUGGGGGGAAUCUUAAAGUGAGGGACCCCCAGACCCCCAACUCCCCCUCUUAUCUCAAUUUCCCCACUUUUUUUUGAAAUUUAACAAUUUCAAAGCUUCUUUUGGGGGGUCCGCAGUGUGUGGGGGAUUUGGAGACCCCUCCCCACCCCCUUUUCGAGCAGUACUGGGGGGCUGAGCCCCCUCCCCACCCCCAAACAAUGGACCCCAAAAUGUUGUUUCAAUAAAGUCCUGGAG
Molecule: messenger RNA, 1191 nt
Organism: Ficedula albicollis (Collared flycatcher)
Lineage: Eukaryota; Metazoa; Chordata; Aves; Passeriformes; Muscicapidae
Gene: PSMD8
Product: proteasome 26S subunit, non-ATPase 8
Exons: 5
Biological process (GO): proteasome-mediated ubiquitin-dependent protein catabolic process
Cellular component (GO): nucleus; proteasome regulatory particle; cytosol
Source: RefSeq, a predicted model, not a curated record